Molecule: messenger RNA, 1013 nt
Organism: Beta vulgaris subsp. vulgaris (sugar beet)
Lineage: Eukaryota; Viridiplantae; Streptophyta; Magnoliopsida; Caryophyllales; Amaranthaceae
Product: SWI/SNF complex subunit SWI3A
Exons: 4
Source: RefSeq, a predicted model, not a curated record
CAUAAGGAGAAUGAUCAUCAUCAGGAAAUUGUUGAAAAGGAAAACACCAGAGAGGUUGAGAACUUGGAGCCACCUUCAAAGAAAAGCCGCGUUGAUUCUUCAGAUCCUAGUAGAUCCUUAAUGGAACAGGUAGCUCUCAUUUCUACCAUGGUUGUUCCUCAAGUAACAGCGGCAGCUGCUAAUGCUGCCAUCUUAGUUCUAUGUGAUGGGAACCCUUUGUUGAGGGAGAUUUUCUAUUCAGAUGAACAUAUUUUCAUAGAUGAGCAGAAAUCUGGUAAUCUUAAUACAGAAAUGGAAAGGGCUUUUCAAUCUGAGAAUACAGAGACGAAGGACGCAUCUCAUUCAUCAGAGAUUGACAAAAUAUCACCAGCAGGGAAUUCCAUUCCCCUAGCCCUACGGAUGAGAGCAGCAGUUGCCACAGCACUUGGAGCAGCUGCUGCGCAUGCCAAAUUAUUGGCUGAUCAGGAAGAAAGGGAGAUCGAACACUUGAUGACCUUCAUUAUUGAGGCCCAGGUGAAGAAAUUGCAACGUAAAUUGAAGUACUUUGAGGAUCUAGAGCAGAUUAUGGAGAAGGAACAUGCACUAUUAGAGGAGUCAAAAGAUGAUAUAAUUGCACAGAGGGUAGCCACUUUGCGAGUACUUUUUAGUACAGGAAUAUCUCGGCCAAGGGAUCAUAAUUGGUUGAUACAGCCCUCCAGUAGUGUAUGACACCUGGUUGCACUUUUUUUUUAAAGGAAUGCAGAGCUCCUGUGAAUGCGCAUUCUCUGUGGCACUAUAGGAUGUAGGAUUUUGUGUUCCUUCGUGUUGUAUCUAUAAUAUUCUGAACCCCAUUCGGGGACUAGCCAGGAAAAACAGCAAAGGAGGCCUUGUGAGAAGACAAAAAAGAGACGCGGAGCAGUCAUUGAAAAUUUAGCUUCAAAUGUACACUGCGUGUAAAGUUUAGAAUUAUACAUGUUUUUGGAUGAUGGUUGUAUUUCAUAAUUCAUAUGAUUACCAAGGCAAUUAUCAGACUA